GGAAAAGACCAGAAGGUGUCCCCUUAACGAUGCAUCAACAAGUCAAUCCACAAGGCCAUCAUCCAAGUCAAGACUACGAAUUGAAGGACACGAAUCCCCAGCUUGGGGAGCGGUGGCCUACUAGGGGAGGAGGAUACGGUGGAAAGGGGUGGAUGAGUGGAGGAGAGAGGUUCACAACCACCUACAAUCUCGUCGAACAGAUGUUCUACCUUUAUAUUCGAGUUGUGAAGGCUAAAGAUCUUCCUCUUAGCUCCAUCACCAGUAGCUGCGAUCCUUACGCAGAAGUGAAGCUUGGGAACUAUAAAGGAAGGACAAAGCAUUUCGAGAAGAAGAUGAACCCAGAGUGGAACCAAGUGUUUGCAUUUUCAAAAGACCGAGUUCAAUCUUCGGUCUUGGAAGUUUUUGUAAAGGAUAAAGAGAUGGUGGGAAGAGAUGACUAUAUCGGGAGGGUGGUUUUCGACUUGAAUGAGGUUCCGACUCGUGUCCCACCUGACAGUCCUCUGGCUCCUCAGUGGUACAAAUUGGAGGAACGGCACGGGGGAGGGAAGGUGAAGGGGGAAAUCAUGCUCGCCGUUUGGAUGGGAACACAAGCAGAUGAAGCUUUUUCAGACGCUUGGCACGCAGAUGCUGCCUUUGUUCAAGGAGAGGGCGUCUCUAGCAUUCGCUCCAAGGUUUACAUUUCGCCGAAGCUUUGGUACCUCCGAGUGAAUGUUAUCGAAGCUCAAGAUGUUGUUCCAAUCGACAAAAGCCGCAUGCCUGAAGUUUUUGUGAAAGCACAAGUGGGGAACCAGGUGCUAAAAACUAAGAUAUGCCCUACUCCUACCAUGAACCCCCUUUGGAAUGAAGAUUUGGUUUUUGUGGCCGCGGAGCCUUUUGAGGAGCAACUGGUCCUUACGGUUGAAGACCGAGUACACCCUUCAAAAGACGAUGUCUUGGGGAGGAUAAGUUUACCUCUUCACAUUUUUGAGAAGCGACUUGACCACCGGCCGGUUCAUUCUAGCUGGUUCAACCUAGAGAGGUUCGGAUUUGGUGUUUUGGAAGCUGACAGGAGGAAAGAGUUCAAACUCUCAAGUAGGAUACACAUAAGAGCGUGCCUCGAAGGUGGAUAUCAUGUACUAGAUGAGUCAACUAUGUACAUAAGCGACCAGCGCCCAACGACGCAACAACUCUGGAAGCAGUCUGUUGGAUUAUUGGAAGUUGGGAUAUUAGGCGCGCAAGGGCUUCUGCCUAUGAAGAUGAAGGACGGGCGAGGGAGCACGGACGCUUAUGUCGUUGCCAAGUAUGGGCAGAAAUGGGUUCGGACCAGAACGAUUCUCAACGCCUUUGGUCCUAAAUGGAACGAGCAGUACACGUGGGAAGUCUACGACCCUUGCACUGUCAUCACUCUGGGAGUUUUCGACAACUGCCACUUGGGAAUAUUCGAGAAGAAACCUGGCGCCAGCACCACCCGAGAUUCACGGAUUGGAAAGGUACGAAUUCGAUUGUCCACCCUUGAAGCUAAUCGGAUUUAUACCCACUCUUACCCACUUCUUGUUCUGCAUCCGUCCGGGGUACGGAAAAUGGGUGAGCUCCAACUAGCGAUUCGCUUUACUAGCCUAUCACUAGCUCACAUGAUAUACAUAUAUGGCCACCCCUUGCUUCCGAAAAUGCAUUAUUUACAUCCUUUCACUGUCAACCAAGUUGAAAACUUGAGGUAUCAAGCCAUGAAUAUAGUGGCAGUGAGGCUUGGCCGAGCUGAACCGCCGUUGAGGAAAGAGGUGGUGGAGUACAUGUUGGAUGUGGAUUCCCACAUGUGGAGCAUGAGAAGAAGCAAAGCCAAUUUCUUCCGUGUAAUGUCGCUAAUUUCGGUUGUGAUUUCAAUGAGCAGAUGGCUUGGGGAUGUUUGUCACUGGAAAAAUCCUGUCACCACAGUUUUAGUCCACAUUCUCUUUCUGAUACUAAUCUGGUAUCCUGAGCUAAUACUCCCCACUCUCUUCCUCUACAUGUUCGUCAUUGGACUUUGGAACUAUAGGUUCCGACCUAGGCACCCGCCUCACAUGGACACUAAACUUUCAUGGGCGGAAGCAAUGCACCCGGAUGAGCUCGAUGAAGAGUUUGACACGUUUCCCAGUUCUAGGCCAAGCGAUGCUGUACGGAUGAGGUAUGAUAGGCUGAGAAGUGUGGCUGGGAGAAUUCAAUCCGCAGUGGGUGACUUAGCUACACAAGGGGAGAGAUUUGAAUCGCUUUUGAGUUGGAGAGAUCCAAGAGCAACCAGCCUAUUCAUAGCUUUCUGUUUUUGUGCAGCAGUUGUUCUAUACGUGACUCCAUUCAAAGUGGCUGCUCUAGUCACCGGAUUACACAUGCUUAGACAUCCUAGGUUUAGAAGCAAGUUACCGUCGGUUCCCGUCAAUUUCUUCAAGAGAUUGCCUGCUCGAACCGACAGCUUGCUCUGAACUCUAAUUAUUAUUUUUACGUAAUAUCGUGUCUUCUGAUCCUUUCUGAUACUUGACAGUGUGCGUUUGAAUAAAUUGCAUUUAGAAUUUUUUUUUCUAAUAAUGUAGCUUUUAUCUGAGAGAGAUUAUGGUUUGUUGCCCGACUACAUAAACGACUGUAAGAUCCUUUUUACUAAUGUGGACGUUCACAACAUUGAUUUAGUUU
Messenger RNA from Rhododendron vialii, 2637 nucleotides. Its product is annotated as FT-interacting protein 1-like. The coding region runs from base 30 to 2432 and encodes 800 amino acids. The record is from RefSeq and is a predicted model, not a curated record. NCBI's taxonomy places the organism in Eukaryota, Viridiplantae, Streptophyta, Magnoliopsida, Ericales, Ericaceae. The transcript has a single exon.